GGCGCGGGCGGCAGCCGGGAUCCCGCUGUCGCUGCCGAGCGCAGCCUUUGUUCCGUGGGCAAAGUGGAGCUUGGGUCCAGCGGCUGCACCAUGACACACAGGAGGACCGCGCAGGGCUGGCGCUCGAGGUGGCUGCUCUCCAUCAUCUCAGCGCUGCUUUCCUCCAUCCUGCAGACGCGCGCAGCGACAGGGUCAGCCUCUCAGGACCACCUGGACCUCACAGAGCUCAUCGGGGUCCCGUUACCCUCGUCUGUGUCCUUUGUCACGGGCUAUGGCGGUUUCCCGGCUUACAGCUUUGGGCCUGGUGCCAACGUUGGCCGCCCCGCCAGGACCCUGGUCCCGUCCACCUUCUUCAGGGAUUUCGCCAUUGCUGCGGCUGUGAAGCCCAAUAGUGCCCAAGGCGGCGUGCUCUUUGCUAUCACCGAUGCUUUCCAGAAGGUUAUCUACCUGGGCCUGCGGCUUUCCGGCGUGGAGGACGGCCGCCAGCGGGUUAUCCUCUACUACACGGAACCGGGCUCCCACGUGUCCCGUGAAGCUGCGGCUUUCUCCGUGCCGGUGAUGACCAACAGGUGGAAUCGUUUUGCUGUGACCGUCCAGGGUGAGGAAGUGGCCCUUCUCAUGGACUGUGAGGAGCACAGCCAAGUCCUUUUCCAGCGAUCUUCCUGGCCGUUGACUUUUGAGCCUAGUGCCGGGAUCUUUGUGGGCAAUGCAGGAGCCACGGGCCUGGAGAGAUUUACGGGCUCCAUACAACAGCUUACCAUCUAUUCAGACCCCAGGACCCCUGAGGAGCUGUGUGAAGCACAAGAGUCCUCGGCAUCUGGAGAAGCCAGUGGGCUUCAGGAGAUGGACGAAGUUGCUGAAAUCAUGGAAGCUGUGACCUACACACAAGCCCCGCCUAAAGAAGCACACGUUGAUCCCAUAAGCAUGCCCCCUACUUCAUCCUCUCCUGCUGAGGACACGGAGUUUUCUGGUGAGCCAGUGCCAGAAGGGACCCCAGAAACUAAUGUGAGCAUCGUUGGACACAGCAGCCCUGAACAAGGGUCUGGUGAGAUCCUGAAUGAUACACUGGAGGUCCAUGCUACAGUUGGGAACCCUAGUACUGAUGAUGGUUCAGGGGAUGGGGCCUCGUUGACCGUCACUGACGGCCAGGGGUUGUCAGCUACAGCACCUGAGGAGGCCAGGGUGUCUGUCACCACUGUCCCAGAAGCAGAGAAUAGCAGUAUGCCCACUGGGAGCCCCACCCUGGCCAUGUUUACCCAGAGCAUCAGGGAAGUGGACACUCCGGAUCCAGAAAACCUAACAGUAACAGUGUCAGGGGAUGGUGAGGUGCCCACCAGCACUGAUGGGGAUGCAGUGGCUGGCAGCUUGCCCACUGAAGGGCCAACCCUGAAGCCAAGAGAAGAGGCUACUCUGGGUUCACACGGUGAAGAAUGGUUAACCCCAGUCGUGUCCAAAGUGCCCUUCCAUACUUUUGAGGAGGAGGAAGCCAGCGGGACUGUCAUCGACAUCCUGGAUGUAUUCACACCCACUGUGGUCCUAGAGCAAGCCAGUGGGGGACCUACAGACACCCAGGCCACUCUUACACCUACAGUUGUCCUUGAACAAGCCAGCGGGGAAUCUACAGACACCCAGGCCACUCUCACACCCACAGUGGUCCUUGAACAAGCCAGCGGGGAAUCUACAGACACCCAGGCCACUCUCACACCCACAGUGGUCCUUGAACAAGCCAGCGGGGAAUCUACAGACACCCAGGCCACUCUCACACCCACAGUGGUCCUUGAACAAGCCAGCGGGGAAUCUACAGACACCCAGGCCACUCUCACACCCACAGUGGCCCCCGAGCACAUGUUUACUGCUGUACCUACGGAUGGAGAAGGCUUGGUGACUUCUACAGAGGAAGCUGAAGAGGAGGGAUCUGGUAGCACACCCCCCAGUGGGCCCCCACUCCCCACACCCACAGUGACUCCUGAGAGGCAGGUCACUCUGGUAAGAGUGGAGGCCGAGGGCUCAGGCCCUGUUGGGGGCUUGGAUGAGGGCUCAGGCUCUGAAGACAUCAUGGGCAAUGAGGAUCUGUUGAGAGGUCCUCCAGGUCCCCCAGGCCCACCAGGAUCACCUGGGAUUCCAGGGAAACCAGGGACUGAUGUUUUCAUGGGACCCCCUGGGUCCCCUGGAGAGGAUGGAGCUCCUGGUGAGCCAGGCCCACAGGGCCCCGAGGGACAGCCUGGACCUGAUGGAGCCUCUGGCCAGCCUGGAAUGAAAGGAGAGAAGGGAGCAAGAGGCCCUAACGGUUCGGCUGGCGAGAAGGGCAACCGAGGCUUACCAGGCCCCCCAGGGAAGAAUGGAGAAGUUGGCACUCCCGGGGUCAUGGGACCACCAGGGCCUCCUGGACCGCCUGGGCCUCCAGGCCCUGGAUGUACAACAGAACUUGGAUUUGAGAUCGAAGGCUCUGGGGACAUGCAACUGCUGAGCAAACCAGGAAUCUCCGGACCCUCCUCUCCCAGUGGUCCCAAAGGAGAAAAAGGAGAACAAGGAGCCAAGGGUGAACGGGGAGCAGAUGGAAUCAGCACUAUGGGGCCACCAGGGCCCAGGGGGCCUCCUGGGCGUGUCGAGGUCCUGUCUAGUUCUUUGAUCAACAUCACCAACGGAGCCAUGAAUUUCUCAGACAUUCCUGAGCUCAUGGGGCCUCCGGGGCCAGAUGGCGUGCCAGGGCUGCCCGGAUUUCCAGGCCCCAGAGGACCAAAAGGUGACACCGGUGUGCCCGGAUUCCCAGGGCUAAAAGGAGAACAGGGCGAGAAGGGAGAGCCUGGCGCCAUCUUGACUGGGGACAUCCCUCUGGAAAUGGUGAAGGGGAGAAAGGGUGAACCUGGAGUUCAUGGAGCACCUGGACCCAUGGGACCCAAAGGACCACCAGGACACAAAGGAGAAUUUGGCCUCCCAGGACGACCUGGUCGCCCAGGACUGAAUGGUCUCAAGGGUGCCAAAGGAGAUCGCGGGGUCACGCUGCCUGGUCCACCUGGCCUACCUGGGCCCCCAGGACCCCCAGGACCCCCUGGAGCUGUGGUUAAUAUCAAAGGCGCUGUUUUUCCAAUACCUGCCCGGCCACACUGCAAAACACCAGUUGGUACCACUCACCCUGGCGACCCAGAGCUUGUCACUUUCCACGGUGUUAAAGGAGAGAAAGGGUCCUGGGGUCUUCCUGGCUCAAAAGGAGAAAAGGGGGACCAAGGAGCUCAAGGACCACCAGGCCCUCCAGUGGACCCAGCUUACCUGAGACAUUUUCUCAACAGCUUGAAGGGGGAGAAUGACGAUGCUGCAUUCAGAGGAGAGUCCAGCAACAACCUCUUUGUAUCAGGGCCUCCAGGCCUACCAGGAUACCCAGGCCUGGUUGGACAGAAAGGAGAGGCUGUCGUGGGGCCUCAGGGACCCCCAGGAAUUCCUGGCCUGCCUGGGCCACCUGGCUUUGGGAGACCCGGUGUUCCUGGACCACCAGGACCCCCUGGGCCACCAGGACCUCCUGCCAUUCUAGGUGCAGCUGUGGCCCUUCCUGGCCCACCUGGCCCUCCAGGACAGCCAGGACUCCCCGGAUCCAGAAACUUGGUCACAGCGCUCAGCGACAUGGGCGACAUGCUACAGAAAGCUCACUUGGUUAUAGAAGGGACCUUCAUCUACCUGAGAGAAAGUGGGGAGUUUUUCAUCCGUGUUCGAGAUGGUUGGAAAAAGUUACAGUUGGGAGAACUGAUCCCCAUUCCUGCUGACAGCCCACCACCACCAGCACUUUCCAGCAAUCCGUACCAGCCACAGCCUCCACUGAACCCCAUUUUAAGUGCCAACUAUGAGAGGCCUGUUCUGCACCUGGUUGCUCUGAACACACCGGUGGCUGGGGACAUCCGAGCUGAUUUCCAGUGCUUCCAGCAGGCCCGGGCUGCAGGACUACUGUCCACCUUCCGAGCGUUUCUGUCAUCACACUUGCAGGAUCUCUCCACAGUUGUGCGGAAGGCUGAGAGAUUCGGCCUUCCAAUUGUGAACCUCAAGGGCCAAGUGCUUUUUAACAAUUGGGACUCAAUAUUUUCUGGUGAUGGAGGUCAAUUCAAGACACACGUUCCGAUAUACUCCUUUGAUGGUCGAGAUGUGAUGACUGAUCCUUCCUGGCCCCAGAAGGUUGUCUGGCACGGCUCCAACCCCCAUGGUGUCCGUCUUGUGGACAAGUACUGUGAAGCCUGGAGAACCACAGACAUGGCAGUAACAGGAUUUGCCUCCCCACUGAGCACAGGGAAGAUUCUGGACCAGAAAGCUUACAGUUGUGCUAAUAGGCUAAUUGUUCUGUGCAUCGAAAACAGUUUCAUGACAGACACUAGGAAGUGAUAACCUUCCCAUGAUUCUUAAAGAGGGUUCUAAUAUUUCUUAUGUGAAGAGUUGACACUGAAGUCUAAAAUGUUGUAAAUAUUACAAGUUUGUUGUUUUUUUAUAUUACACAUCUGUCAAAAGAGAAACCAAAGAAAACAUACCUCAAUAUACUCAAAAGGAAAGACAGAAGGGACUCCGAUCCAAGUCAAAUCCAAUCCACAUAUUGGUGCUAGAUUCUGCAGGAAGCCUCUCGCAGUGUGAACACGUCCCUGACAUAGAGUAGCUCAGUGCAUUCUUCAGAAAGUAAUUUCUUCCUUCCAACCAUGGCCGUAGAGUGUAAGAUGUCCUUUGAGUUUGCUUACAACAUCAACUUUUAGACACACAGCCCCUUCCUAACUGAUGUGUGAACCAAGUGCUUGGUGGUUGCAUGCACGUCCAUACAGCCAGAGAAAUGGAGCUGCUCACUCCUCCUCCAGCGUCAGGCUUUAAUAAGGACCCCACCAAAAUGUUACUGCCACCAUGCUGUAGACUUCUGUGUGCUUACCCACUCACAGUUGAGUACGGCAUCUGUUGAUGUAAUUCCGACUUGCUGGGAAGUUAAAAUUCUAGGAAAGAAACAGCACAGAAUCAUUCCCUUCGCUACUGCCCCUUCCCAUUCCCCGCCCCCAUCUUAAGAUUUCCAUUUGGCAAGUCCUGAAUUGACUGAAUAGACUGCAGCUGAAACAGAUUCGUUGAGAUGAAUUUAAUGAAGAAAAAAAAUCUGUAUCAUUGUGCUAUAGACUUUGAUAUCUUGUUCCGUGUAAGAACAUAAAGACAUCUUUUCCAGGUG
This is a messenger RNA of Apodemus sylvaticus (European woodmouse), 5173 nucleotides long. RefSeq names its product collagen type XV alpha 1 chain (gene Col15a1). The record is from RefSeq and is a predicted model, not a curated record. Bases 91 to 4362 code for a protein of 1423 amino acids. NCBI's taxonomy places the organism in Eukaryota, Metazoa, Chordata, Mammalia, Rodentia, Muridae. Gene Ontology annotation, cellular component: basement membrane. The transcript has 40 exons.